Molecule: messenger RNA, 843 nt
Organism: Triticum aestivum (bread wheat)
Lineage: Eukaryota; Viridiplantae; Streptophyta; Magnoliopsida; Poales; Poaceae
Exons: 1
Coding region: 158-625 (155 amino acids)
Source: RefSeq, a predicted model, not a curated record
ACCGGGGACACACCCAUCUCCAGAUUCCUUUCACCUGGAGUCGGAUAAACACCAAUCAAAACUCCGGUGCUACUUGCUCCUCGUCGACCACAAGAUCGAUCUCCAGACCAAGAUUUGCUAGCACGUUGUAGCACAACACACCAGAGUCCGGGUAUACAUGGGUAACUUGGUCUCGCAGUGCGUCACGGGCGACGCAGAGCGCGCGGGGCCGCUGGUCGUCCUGCCGGACGGCAGCCAGUUCCGGCUGGAGGAGCACGCCGGCGUCGCGGAGCUGAUGAUCGAGGCGCCGGGGCACGUGGUUGCCCAGGCGAGGGACGCCGCCAAGGAGCGGCGGCUGCGAGCCCUGGCGGCCGACGAGUUCCUGCGCGCCGGCGAGGUGUACCUCCUCGUGCCCGCUGGGAGGGCCGGGGCGCGCCUGGGCGGUCAGGAGGCGGACGCCAUCCGCCGGCUGGUGUCCGGCAAGAAUGGUGGCAAGGGCAAGGGCAGCAGGUCCGGGAGAAGGAUUUUCCCGGAAGGAGAAGCAGCGAGCACCGAGGAUGGAAAUGAGUCUGCUGAAUGUGCGCUGCUUUGUAGGAUUAGGCCAAGGCAGUGGAGGCCCGCCCUCGACACCAUCUUCGAGGCUUAGAUCGAUCAUGGCCCCCGGCUGUAGGGUAGAAUAGGAAAUCUGAUUCAUUCAUUAUUUUUGUUAUUUUUUGUCGAAUAUGGAUCAUCCUUCUUUUUCAAGCAAGGAGAGAAGGUAUUCGUUUGACGUGUACAUGUGUCUUGUAAAGCUUCAACUUAUUUUGGAGCAAAAGGUUUUCAGAGCUAGAAAUAGUAAUUGUCAAACCUAAAUGUUACUCCCUC